GACCGCAGAGGAUUAUGGGUAGACAGCGGAAGUAAGAUGGCGGAGGUGACAGAUGAGGAGAAACCUGAUGUUGCUCCUCCAGUGUUUGUGUUUCAGAAAGAUAAAGCACAAAAGAGGUCAGCAGAGGGAUCCAGCACAGAUGAUGGAGAGGACUCUGAUAAAGAAGACUGCGGUUACAGUCCUGCUGCCAAAAGAGGAAGACGAUGUCAUUCCGUUUCAAAGAAUAAUGUUUUCAUGCCACCCAGUUUCUGCCCGUCACCAACCGGAAACUCAGACUCAGAACCUGAAGAGAAGACUGUGGGGUUUCGCCUGAAGCCCCCGACUCUUAUCCACGGUCAGGCCCCGAGCACUGGUGUCCCCAGCCCCAAACCCAAAGAAGCCCAGCGCAGCAUCCUGAGACCUCCAGUGCUGCAGCCCCCUCCGGCGCGAUCCCCCCCUCAGAACAACACAAGCAGAAGCAGUUCAAACAGAGCUGAAAACCUCUCUGAUGGAGGAGCAGAAUGUGACGGUAACUCUGCUGGCUCACAGGAUAAUGACCUGUCUUUGGUAAAGAACAACAGCACUUUUGAGCACAAAACAGAAGACAACACUGAAGGUGCCCCAGUUGAAGGCAGUUUUGUUUUUGGGCAAAAUAUGAAAGACAGAGCAAAGGUGGCCAAUAGCUGUGUCUUAUCUGAGAGUGGAGAUUGUCCUCUGGCUGAAAAUUCAGAGGAAACAAAUUACUUCUUGCAGUACAACUCUUCCAGUCCACAAAAACCUGAUAUCAGCAAUGCCAACAGCGUGAAGUUUGUCUUUGGGCAGAACAUGUCGGAUCGUGUCUUGGCACAGCCGAAAUUCAGCAGAGACCCUCAGCCAGAGAUGGGCCUGUUCAGCCAGAUUUCCUCCUCACAAGAUCAAACUGUGGAGAAGAGUGACACCAUGAAAGAGUCUCUGGAGGAGUCGGCGGCACGACACGAAGCACACAAACCGCAGAAGUGUUUAUUAGAGCGGGUGGAGGUCAGGACAGGAGAGGAGUCGGAGAGCAACGUGCUGCAGAUGCAGUGUAAGCUGUUUGUGUUUGAGAUGACGUCUCAGUCGUGGGUGGAGAGAGGAUGUGGAGUGCUCCGACUCAAUGACAUCGCAUCCGCUGAUGACGGCACCUUACAGUCCAGACUGGUCAUGCGGACUCAGGGAAGCCUUCGGGUGAUCCUCAACACUAAGCUUUGGCCUCAGAUGCAAGUGGAUAAAGCCAGUGAGAAGAGUCUCAGAGUAACCGCCAUGGACACAGAGGAGCAGGACGUCAAAGUCUUCCUCAUAUCUUCCAGCUCGAAGGACGCUGCGCAGCUGUUUGCAGCCCUGCACCAUCGUGUCCUGGCACUGCGGAGCACCAGCGGCCAGGAGUCUGACGUCCGUCCAGCCGUCCGCUUCAGUGAUGACGACGAGUCCCGCACGCCCCCCACAUCGGCUACGCCCGCUCCAGGUAAUCUGGAGGCAGGUGUGUGUCCAUCCACAGGGGACACAUAGUGAUGAGCCUGCUGCUGAUUUCUAUCCCACAAUGCCUCACUGCAGCACUUUGAUCCGCUCAAAUACUAUGCAGGUGGUUUUUUUCUCCAAAAUCUUUCAGGUGUACUGUAGUCUUGUGUUCAGCUGGUUUUAUUUAUUGCAUUUUAACAGCAAAAAAUCUCAUCUUCAGGACUGGACACAUAACACUCUUAAUGUCAUCAUAUUGAUGAAAAAGAGAGGCUCUUAGUGUUUUAGUAAACUGCUUUUCCAUUCUAAAUGUGAACAUAAUUACUCCAUUUCCUGCUGAGAAACCAAACACAGAUGUUCGUGUGUCCCAUCUCAUCUUCCAUCACGGAUCUGCUCCGUUUCAGCCGCAUGAUCCCUCACUUCCUCUCUUUAGAUCUCCGAAUGACUUCGCUUGAUUUAGUUUCCUCAUAAAGUGCUGGAGAUCAGUACAGUAUUAAAAGAGCGCUGACCGUUCAUGUCUGAUAUCUUAUAAACAUUUCCGAAUCAGACGUUUCACACUGCAGCUUUAAGUGGACCUCAUUUAUUAUUCAUGUUAUAUCAAAUUAGUUUAGUCUCUUUAUUUAAAGGAAAAUUCACCUAUAAAUGAAAAUUCAGUUGUGACUCUUGUUGUUUCAAAGAUGAAAAUAGGACAUAUUUUUGAGGAUUCUGUCAAAGCAACAGAAUAUGGGUUUGGAUGCAUAAACGCUGACAGAGUUUUUAUUUCGGGGUGAAAUGUUUUAGCUUUUACUUAUCAUUGCGGUUAGGUUAACCUCAAACAGAAGGAACCAUUGUACAAAUACUUAGUGUAAAUUAUUCUCCUGUUUCAAUGCAAUAGUACCUUUUCACACAGUAUAUUUUUAUGAAUAUGUCCUGUAAAUCAAGAUAUUAUUGUAUAGUUUAGGAUGGAGAGUUUUAUAGCAAAAUUUCUUGUUAAUGACAUUAUCAUAAUAUGGGUUCUGUAUUGUUACUACAGUAAUACUAAAUGUUAUUUUUCUCACCUAAAUAUUUGUUUAUCGAGGAGUUUUUGUCAUAGGUUAGUGAAUAACUAAAAGAAAGUUGGGCAGCAUAUUUUAAAUGUGAUUGUGGAGCUACAGAACUGGACUAUUGGGGAAAUCUCACAGAAUCUGUCAGGGUUGCAUUUCACACUAAAAUAGGAUAAGUAAAGAAAUACUCCAACCAAACAUUUUCAUUUAUAUGAAUUUGUUUCGGAUACGAAUUCUCUGCAGUGAAUGGGUGCCGUCAAUAUGAGAGUUUAAACAGCUGAUAAAAGAAAUCACAAUAAUCCAGACGAUUAGUCCAUCAAUUAAUAUUGUGUGACGUAAAAAGAAACAAAUCCUCCAUUAAGUCAUUUUUAACUUCAUAUCCAUAAUAAUGUUUUCUUCAGUGAGAAAGUAUUCUUGUCUGAAUCAGGAGAGAAAUAUGCACAGAUGAUUUACAAGUGAGAACAGAUCUAAACAAACAUAUCUGUGGAUUUUGAAGUGGGAGGAGUUUCACUGGAGGAAGCAUUAUUAUGGAUUAGGAAAUCAUAUUUGGGUCAGUUUAAAGUUAAAAUGUUUUGAUGAUGAAUUUGUUUCUUAUUGACAUGCAGUUAUAUUAUUUCAUAUUAUAAAAGGUAUACAAUUCUUAAAUAUAUUCAAUUAUUUGACCGUUUUAUACAGUUAAAAGAGUUUUUAAUAAGCAAAACCUGCUACAUCUUAAGUUAUAGAGGGCAGUUUGGAUCAUUACAAAUGAUUUUAAUGUAAUUUCAAAUUAUUGUAAUAUAAUUGAAUCCUAUAUUUAAUGUAACUGAAUAAAUUAGUCAGUUAUAUUGCAAUAAUUUUUUUCCUGUUGACUUUGUGAUGAAAUGCAACCAAUGUAUUUUUUGUGUGAUUUGCCCUGCUGUAAAGUGUUUUUUUUUUUUUUUUUUUUUUUUUAUUUUUUUUUUUGAAGAAGAAGAAGAAGAAGAAGCAAAACCUGCUUCAUCUUAAAUUGUAAAGGCAGUUUGUCAGCUAGUGUGGGUCAGACGUCACUCAUGAGGCACAUUACUGCCUAACAACACACAGAAACCUGUGACUCUCACACAAUGUAGUUAAAGGAGGGCUUUUCCCACUCUGCUGCUGAAUAUCUUCAAUACACUGCCAGCGAUAGGUACUCAGUUGUAGCAUACGCUCAGAAUGUGAACAUAGAAAACAAUGUUAGGUGCAUUGUCUGUUUCUGACCACAUGUGCACAGGAAGCAGAUGAUGCAUUGCUCCGUCCUGCUCUUCACACACAAUCUUCAGGACAGUUGAAGAGCAGGGUGUGAAGCAUCUGACCGUGUGGAAAAGACUAUGAAGAAAGUGAUGAAAUGAUCAUCCUUCAGUCUGUUUUUCACCUAUAUUUGUUCACACUAGAACAGGUUACAUUUAGUAAUUUUAUAAUAGGAUACUCUUGAACUACAGUAUUGUUAAAAAUUAAACAAGUGAUAUGUAGAUAUGUUAUUAAACAAGCAUUUGUUACAAAUUUAGCAAGUUUAAAAGCUAAAAAAAUACUUUUUUUGUCCUGUUUGCAGAGGUUUUAGUGUUUAUACCGACUAUAGCACUUAAUUGUUGUGUUGUGUGUUCGUAUUUGUGUUGAACCUGCUUUCCUUCUAAUAUUGCGUUCUGUUGUUCUGCUGCAGAAUUAAUGUGUUUUUCCAUUCAGUUUGAUGUUUCUCAUCAAUACGAAAGGACUGGCAGGGCUAAAGAUUUACAAAACCCAUGUUUGCUUGCUGCGGGUUGAUUGCUGUAAAUGUCUGUAAAUGUUUACAUUUUGUGUGUUGCAGCAGAUGUUCUAGAAGACAUAUUUUUCUUUUUUCGGUGGGGUUGACUGUGUAGACCUCAGAUAGACUGUGAACACGCCGGUGCUAUUUCUGUUCCAGAACAGCUCAACUGCACUGGUCUUGUGGUUUAAAUACACAAUUUUGCUCUGGUGGGAGCGUUUAGAGAUCGUUUAGAAGGGCUAGGCUGCUAUUGGACUGUUGAUUUCACUGGGAUAAGUAUGUCUUUUUGUUACCUAUGAUUUUGAAACGUCAAAUGUGGAUAUAUGUUUGGUCUGUAAGAGACAUUUCUGUUUUCUGUUAACCUUGUGACAAGUUAUAAAACCCUGUAAAAUGCAAAAAAAAAAAAAAAAUGCCGUUUUCCUCCCUCUUUUAUUUUUUCAUUCAUUAUUCAUCCAGCAUCAUUUUCUUUUCUCAGUAAAAGAAUAUUACAUUCA
Molecule: messenger RNA, 4700 nt
Organism: Carassius auratus (goldfish)
Lineage: Eukaryota; Metazoa; Chordata; Actinopteri; Cypriniformes; Cyprinidae
Product: ran-binding protein 3-like
Exons: 17
Coding region: 37-1503 (488 amino acids)
Biological process (GO): protein export from nucleus
Source: RefSeq, a predicted model, not a curated record